AUGGAUUUGAAGAAGUACAAUAACACAUUGACCUCACAAAGGUCACCUUCUCGAACCACAUCCACAAGGAGAUACAAAAGUGCCCCAAAAAAGUCCACUUCAAUCCUUUCGCGUUUAUCCAUUCUGAUAUUUGCCUUAUCAUGUGCUGUUCUUGUAAAUACUGCCUCAGGGGCGGCAGCUAAUAGACGAAACACAUAUAGUUUUGUGUCACCUAUUUUAAUAGGAUUCGGCGAGUUAACCGUCGAAGAAUCAGAAGAAUUCAAAAGAAUGGCUUGGAAUAAUUGGAUGAUACGAUUGGAAUGCAGCUGGAAACAUUUUCAUGAAUCUGUUCAAGAAGACAAAACAAAAUGGCUCCAGGAAAGAGAAUCAGCUUGGUCUGAUUGGCUUCGAUCAUUGGAAAGUACAUGGUCUCCCUAUAGUGGGAAAAUGGUUACAGAACAAAAAAUUAAUGAUAUGGAAGAAUCAGACACCUGGAAUGACAGGCAAUGGGGAAAUUGGAUAAAAACUGAAGGAAAAAGAAUUCUAGGAGCGCAAUGCGAAAAAUGGAUUAAAGAAGCAGAUAAUCAAUUACAAAAAUUAAUUUUAGAUAAAUGGGUUCAAUGGAGAAAUGGUAAGAUCCGAUCUUGGUUAUCCAGUGAAUGGAAAACCGAAGAAGAUUACUACUGGGCAAAUAUAGAGAGCGCCUCAACAGCAAAAUGGUUACGAGAAGCAGAGCAAAACCAUUGGCUUAGAUGGAAAGAAAGAAUUAACAGAGAGUCUCAACAGUGGAUGAACUGGGUCCAAAUGAAAGAAAGCGCUUAUAUCAAAGAAGAAUGGAAAAAAUGGUCCCAGUGGAAAAAUGAUAAAAAAAUCCUAUUUGACAAAUGGUCAACUAACCUUGUCUACAAGUGGAUACAGAGAAAGCAGUGGAACGUUUGGAUUAAGGAAGCUAAUAAUAGAAACCAAGAUUAG
This is a messenger RNA of Plasmodium inui San Antonio 1, 951 nucleotides long. RefSeq lists its product as hypothetical. NCBI's taxonomy places the organism in Eukaryota, Apicomplexa, Aconoidasida, Haemosporida, Plasmodiidae. The record is from RefSeq and is a predicted model, not a curated record. The transcript is spliced from 2 exons. The coding region runs from base 1 to 951 and encodes 316 amino acids.